Molecule: messenger RNA, 1284 nt
Organism: Amphimedon queenslandica
Lineage: Eukaryota; Metazoa; Porifera; Demospongiae; Haplosclerida; Niphatidae
Exons: 4
Source: RefSeq, a predicted model, not a curated record
AUAAUCAUUUUGUGCCUGAGCUAAAAAGGAAAAUAAUACAAGAGGCAUUUUGGAAUGAUGAGCUCCAUCAAGAAAUUGUUGACCAUCAAAUAGACUUUAUCUUUCAUAAGCCAGACUGCCGAGAAAGGUGCAUGAUGGACAUUGAUAAGCAGAGAGCACUUGUACCAUAUGAACAUGAAUGUCAUUCUCUGUGUAAAGAAAGAGGUUGUGGAGAGCUUUUUGUUACUGAUGGGAUUUGGAAGUUGGGUUAUCCAAUUUGUCUUUUUAAAGUCCCUAUUACUGUUGAAGGGAUGACCAUCAAUUUACCAGACUGUUGUCCGUUUGAACCAGAACACGGAAAGUUAUUUUGUAAGAAACAUGCUUCAGAGCUAAAAGAUGCUGGAAUUCCUGAUAAUCUUCUUGGCUAUGCAAGGCAAAUUCAAAAAGAAGUUGUUGCCACAACAAUGGACUGUUGCAAUGAAGAUUUAACUGAUGAGCAGCACAUGGCACUUGAAGACAUCUUUAAAAGACUGAAUUAUCAAAAAAAGGAUUCCAUUGCAACAGUUGAUAUGCAAGGAUCAAGGGAAUUAGUCAGUAAGUAUCCAGGCCUUUUAGAUGAAAAUCAAGAAAUUACACUAUGCAGAAAAGAUACGGGAACAUCUAAGAGGUUACGCCAGUGGUCUAGAGGCUAUCAGUUUAUUAUUAGCGGAGGAGGCCAUAUUGAAAUGUUCUCUCCUCUAUAUACGUCUGAAUCACCAUCGCAGGUAUUUCUUUUCCUGGUUAAUUACCUUGCUAAGAAACUUGAGCAUGUGCCAGUAGAGAAAUGGAAAGACGUCUUUAUUGCAUACGACAAUAUGUGUAACCUUGAUCGCAUGAAGGCUACAAAGAAAGAUUUGCCAUUACCUCCACCAUUUAAUAAAAUGUGGAGUUCUGUCUCAAAGAUUAUUGAUUCCUUCCACUUAAGAAAUCAUAAAGGCGAAAAUUGUAAAUUGCUGUACAAUCCUGAAAAGUUGAAAGUGGUCCAUGAGAAUUAUAAUACUCAAGCUUGUGAACAGACUUUUUCAUGGCUCAGCCGUUUUCAUCGCAUACUAUCGUCUGUUCCUAGAGUCCACAACCAUUUCUUUCUUCAUAGAAUGGUGAAGAAACGGAACAAAUAUAACAGUUACUGUUAUUCUCAGGGCAAAAAACCAGUAUUACCUAAUGUUAACCAUUUCAGUAAUUGAAUUUAAUACUUAAUAUUGUUAUGAUUUCUGUUAUUAUUAAUUGUUUUCGUUGUUGUUCAUCAUUGUAUUGCAAUUAUUAUAA